AUGUGGUUUAUUCUAUGUGUCCAACUUGUUGCAUCUUUGGUUACAAAUUGCAAGACCUACGAUGAAGAGUUGUGUACGGCAUGUAAUACGAUGUACUAUUUGGUCGCGACAAAUGUUACCAAUGGGGAGGUCACUGUGUUUGAAUGUCAACCAGUAACACAGGUCUCUAACUGUAACACUUAUGAUAACAACUUGUGCACGAUGUGUAUGAGUGGUUAUGUUCUUGAUAUUCAAAACAACAAGUGUGUUCCUUGUAUGGUGACUUCUGGGGCGUUUUUGUGUCAAACGUGUGUUUUAGAAAAUGGCAAUACAAAAUGUCUUGAGUGCAACAACAAGUUUACUUUGGUGCAAUCAACGAAUGACUGCAUUGACUGUUCGUCUGAUUUACAUGUAAAUACCACUCAAUGUGGGUAUUGUGGAGAAGGUCUGUACUACAACACAACACUUGGUUCUUGUGAUAAGUGUCAAACAAAUUGUACGAUGUGCACCACAUUGAACAAUUGUUUUAAAUGCACCAACAACAGCUUUUUGUUUUACACAGAAGGGAGUGAUUUAUGUGGACCUCUUGAUUCGUGUGUUAGUGGAUACGUGAAAGACAAUUACUGCACAAAAUGUGAAGAAGGUACUCAACUUAAAAAUGGAUAUUGUUAUGACUGUGGUAACAAUUGUACAUACUGUUCAGUAAUCAAAAGUGACAACAAUUAUGUCUUUUCAACGUGUAGUUUCUGUGAUGUGGGAUACGUCAUAACUUCUUCUAAAACAUGUAAGUUGGCUUCAGACAUCCAUUGUAAGUCUGGGAGUCGGUCGCAAGGUUGUACUUCUUGUGAAAAUGGGUAUUUCAUGAAUUCGAAUUGGGAAUGUCAACAAUGUGCGUCUCAUUGUACUUCUUGUGUUCAAAAUUCCACUUACUGUACUCAAUGUGAUUUGGGAUUUUAUUUGGAUGGUACGGGUUCUUGUACCACCAAAGAUGUCAGAUGCAAGAAAACAAACAACGGAGGGUGUAUAGAAUGUGACAAUCCAAAAGACCCAACAAGUACUAAAGAUGGAUAUUAUCUCCUCAACGGAAGUUGUGAAGUGUGUAACACAACAUGCAACAGUUGUUUCAACAACUCAAAUGAUUGUUUGUCAUGUAAACCCGGAUACUUACUUAUUCCAAAAGAAAACAGUUCUUAUUACUCAUGUGAGGUGAAAGACAAUUUAUGUGCUGAAAGUGUGUUGGGACGUUGCACUAAGUGUCGGGAAGGGUAUUUCAAAAAACAGAAUUCUAAUUACGAAAGAUGUAUAAAAUGUGACGCAACGUGCAGAUCGUGUACAAACGAAACACAUUGUGUUGAGUGUGAAGAUGAUAUGUACAUGUCCAGAACAGAGUAUGGAGUGUGUCGACCAUUGAGUGAAAUCAAUAUGACGUGCAAAGCUUCAAUUGUUGGUUGUACGUCGUGUUAUUCUCACUUCUACAAAGCUGAAAAGGAUGACUUCAAUUGUACGUCCUGUCCUGAUUCAUGUCAAGAGUGUGUUCCAAGUCCGUUAGGAGGGGCCGUUUGUGUUUCAUGUUUUAAUGAUCAACUGUAUAUUGCAAAUGGUACCUGCGCCCCUUGUAAACUUAUUGACAAAUGUAUUCAAUGCGAUGUGACUGGAUGUAUUAAGUGUUCUGAAAACUAUCAACUUAGUGAUGGAAGUUGUUACCGAACGAGUCUGUCAACUGUUUUAAUUCCUAUAGGUCUUUCAGUUGGGCUUGUAGCAAUGUGUUCUGUUAUCAUUGUAGUUGUUCUCGUUGUGUUGUACAUAAGAAGGAGGAAAGAAUGUUCCAUUGAUAAGUACAAAUCAAAAGACGAAGUGUUGUAA
Messenger RNA from Entamoeba invadens IP1, 1842 nucleotides. RefSeq lists its product as hypothetical. The transcript has a single exon. The coding region runs from base 1 to 1842 and encodes 613 amino acids. The record is from RefSeq and is a predicted model, not a curated record. NCBI's taxonomy places the organism in Eukaryota, Evosea, Mastigamoebida, Endamoebidae.